AUGGAUUUCUGCACCUUGGGCAUGUUCAUCAUUGAUGAGAUCGAGUUUGCACCACCGAAACCGCCUGUGAAGGAUAUCCUCGGCGGGGCCGGGUCCUACUCAGCUUUGGGUGCGCGCAUAUUCUCUCCGCCCCCACACUCCAAAUCAGUGGGAUGGAUCGUCGACUGCGGCUCCGACUUCCCUGCUGCACUGCGAGAGACCAUCGCCAGCUGGGACACUGGUGUUCUCAUGCGCGAGACGCCCGAUCGCCUGACCACUCGCGGGUGGAAUGGCUAUGGCGAGAACGAACAUCGCGCCUUCCGUUACACGACCCCAAAGCUGCGUCUCAAUCACCAUGCGUUGGCAAACACGCAGCUGCUCUGGUCCAAGUCUUUCCAUCUCAUCUGCUCGCCACUGCGGUGCAUCGAGCUAGUGAACAACAUUCUAGCAUUGCGCAACCAGUCCGAGAACGCGCAAUCGCUGCGGCCACUCUUCGUCUGGGAACCAGUGCCUGAUCUCUGCGUUGCCGAAGAGUUGCCUAACUGCUUGAAAGCGCUUAGACUCGUGGACUGCGUCAGUCCCAAUCACGCUGAGCUCGGUGGUUUCUUCGGAAAAGACACCAACGGCAAGGACCAUGUUAACUACCGCCUGAUCGAGGAGCUGUGUGAGCAGUGGUUGGAGAACGGUAUUGGUAUGGACGGCAAAGGUGGUGUCGUCGUCAGAGCUGGUAAAGAUGGCUGCCUUGUCGCACGCUCAGGGACCCGAAAGUGGUUGCCUGCCUACCAUCAGCGAGGGGAGAACGUAAUUGAUCCUACAGGCGGAGGCAACGGUUUUCUCGGCGGUUUGGCAGUAGGGUUAGUCAGAGGCAGUGGUACUUUGGGGAUGGAGAACAUCGAGGAGGCUGCAGCAUGGGGCGCUAUCUCGGCAAGUUUCGCCAUUGAACAGGUCGGCAUGCCCAUGCUUUCGCGGUCUCCAAAACCGAAAGGCGGUGAAUACUGGAACGGGGUUCGUGUCGAAGAUAGACUUUCAGAAUUCAAGGAAAGGCUGGGUAGAUAUGUACAGCCAUGAUAUGCUCUAGC
Molecule: messenger RNA, 1058 nt
Organism: Paraphaeosphaeria sporulosa
Lineage: Eukaryota; Fungi; Ascomycota; Dothideomycetes; Pleosporales; Didymosphaeriaceae
Product: Ribokinase-like protein
Exons: 3
Coding region: 1-1047 (348 amino acids)
Source: RefSeq, a predicted model, not a curated record